Aspergillus costaricaensis CBS 115574 is the source of this 639-nucleotide messenger RNA. RefSeq names its product mitochondrial 54S ribosomal protein mL43. Gene Ontology annotation, cellular component: mitochondrial large ribosomal subunit. Gene Ontology annotation, molecular function: structural constituent of ribosome. Bases 56 to 469 code for a protein of 137 amino acids. Lineage: Eukaryota; Fungi; Ascomycota; Eurotiomycetes; Eurotiales; Aspergillaceae. The transcript has 3 exons. Gene Ontology annotation, biological process: mitochondrial translation. The record is from RefSeq and is a predicted model, not a curated record.
UGUUGGAAAGCUGUUGACGCCUUCGCUGUGAACAUACAAAUCCCAGAUAGCCGCAAUGCCUCUUCAAGGGAUCCGGACGGUUACGGCCGCUAGAAACGGUGUCGGUGCCUUUAUCCUACAAUGCAAGCGGUUGGAUUUCCACUACUGUGACUGGGCUGGUAGUUCCCGGGGCAUGGUUGCCUACCUCAAGCACCACCUUCCUGCCUUCGCGAAAGCAAACCCUCAGAUCGAAAUCCGGGUAUCACCGCGGCCACACAAGCACCCCGUAAUCAAGGGACACUACAUCAACGGACGGGAGAAGGCGGUUUGCGUGCGGAAUCUCGAGCCUGAGCAAAUAGGCAAGAAGGCCGAUCUGUUGAAGCAGGCCAGCGGAGAGAAGUUGAAGCGCACCAAGAAGCCCGUCACGAGUAUCAACGAGAGUGUCAGAGGCAUCUGGUCCCCGUACCACGGUGGCUACAAGUCGGUGUAAAGAUGGGGGAUUGUGCGAUCAUACGGUGGUGUUCUUUUUCUGGGUCAAAUAUCAUUUCCUAUUCGAUGUAUUAUGGGUUACUUCAUCUGUUUUGUGUACCUGCCUUUUGCGAACCCGACUCUGUCUUUGUUUGAACGAUAUGUAUCAUAUGUACAGAAUGUCUUUAUUUG